AUGGAACUCUCGAGACUGGAACAUUUAGAUAAGGAGAGUGGCAGGAGAAGCGAAGCUACCUUCCCUCAGGAGCUUGUAGAUGAUGAAGAUCGCCGGUUUGUGCGACUGAUCCUGAUGGAAAAAUGUGUUCUCGAUUACUCCAAGGAGGAUGGUGGUGAUUCGUUCGGGUCAGAAAUUUCGUCUUGUUACAGUGGUCCCAAAGAUUUGGAAGAAAUUUCGCGUGCUUUCGAUGAAAAAAUACCGUCCAACUUGAAACCUUUCUACGAUGAAGAGUGCAGCGUAUGGUGCCUUGGUCGUCCGCCUCAAACUGAUGAGUUGUUUGAAUUCAGGAUUGACCUUAUCGUGUGUCGAGGGAUACGUGAUCUCAUACCUGAAACGGGUGGACCUUGCAAUCCUGAAAAAUUUGUCCUGUUCACGCCCUUCUUGGGUGGAGUCACAAUCUCAAAUGUUCCUGAGUUAACGUCAAGUUCAACUGUUCUGAUUGAUCGCAUUCUUUUCAAAUGCUGCGUUGCUGGGAACCUCGCAGAGUACCUACGCAAAUGUGACGGAUACGUGCCGUUGUAUUUCGCCUAUUUGGAUGUCGCCUUGGCGUUCGUCAAAAUUAAUGUUGAAUUGGAGAUUUCUGGCGAUUUUGAAUCGCAGUGGGGAACUAUGCUUUAUGGAUUUCAGCCAAGUUUCAUGUUCGCUCCUUCUGUGGCCGGUAUAGUCAGAAUUAAGAAAAUCAAGGGAGACCAUGCAUUUGAAACCCCACGUGGUUCUCUCAGAAAUGAGUUGCUCAACAACUCAAAGGCGGUUGUGGAACCAAAAACGUGUAUCGUGGAAAACCGAAUUUCUAGUGAUUUGUUCGAAGGGAAUACCCUGGAAUCGCAUCAGUGUGAAUUUAGAUUGAGAAUGGAAGGCUUACGAAUGCCUUCCUCAGUAACUUCACAAGAUAUUAUAGCCUCUUUCUGGUAUCCGUUGUUCGGAUUUAAAGAACACUACACAGAGAUUGGGAGCAUGCGAGCUGAGCAUGGAUCAGAAAAAGCUCUUUCCACGAUCUUCUCAGCUCCGACGAAAUUUAUCGUUGAAGCUUUUUUGGAGUAUCCUCUCACCGUGAAGCUUUAUCGUGCGGGCGACGUGAAAAACUGCGUUGGGUUUGCUAAAGUUCAGUUGAGAUCUCUCUUCGAUAAGCCCGAAGCAAUUGUGAAGAUCCAGGAACAAAACGUUCUGCGAAAUGAGUGCUUCGUGAAAGCGAUGGUGAAAAGUAUGGACAGUUCGACAAUUGUGGGUUAUCUGGACUUGUGGCUGUGUUUGGAUGAUUUAGGCUCUAUUCCUGUAUCGCCUGGAAGAAUUCGUAGGGAUACUUACGUGGUGAAUAAAGUGGAGUUCUCCAAACAAAAUGUGGUUGAUAUUCCUCGUAACAAGAAUCAGGCAAUGGCGUUGCAGAAUCUUCAGACUGCAAAUCAGAGAUUGAAGAAAGAAGCUGAAAUUCUGAAGAAAAAAAUGCAAGAUCUGGAAACUGCCCACAAAUCUCAAAUCGAGAAGAGAGGCAAAGACGCUGAACGACUUGCGGAAUUGUCCUCCAAGGUGACGUCGUUGAGAAAGUUGAACAAAGAAAAGCAUUUGAGAAUGAAGCAACUUGAACUUGAGCUUCAAACUUCAUCGACGCAGAGCGAUAUUUUGAAAAGACAAAUUUCUCAGCUUGAACGAGAACUCUCAGACCUAAAAGAAAUGCCGAAGAUUGUUGCUGUUCAGAUACAAGAUGCUCUUUUGUCUGCUCAUGAGAAAAAGGAAGCGCUAGAGAUCGAAAUGAUCUCGCUUCAGCAUGAAAACAAAAAGUUGAAGGAUACGAUCGAUUCGUUGAAUGCCCAGCUACAAGAGAGAGAUUCAGCGCGCGAUGAUGAAUUACUGCUUGCCAGGCGAAACCUGCAUUUCUCAAAGCAAGCGCUUAUUGCUCAGGAAGCGAGUUUUUUCGCCAAAGAGGAGUCAAGAUUAUUGGAAGGCAUUAGGAAAGAUAUUCACCAAUAUUUCAAAUCAACGUCGGGAACAAAUGGCGAACAGUAUUUGGAGGAGUUGCCAUCUCCAGAAGUUCAAUUGUUAGAAGAAGAACUCAAAACUUUGAUGGGAUCCGGACUUUAUUCCUCACGUGAUGCCGUCAUUAUCAAACUCAGAUCAGCGAUUGCGGAAGCCAGACGAACGUUUUAGUUUUAUAAUGAAAGGAAUUUAUUUUUAAUUUUUAAACGA
Messenger RNA from Notodromas monacha, 2223 nucleotides. Lineage: Eukaryota; Metazoa; Arthropoda; Ostracoda; Podocopida; Cyprididae. The record is from the annotation of a GenBank genome assembly.